Messenger RNA from Pieris napi, 1488 nucleotides. Its product is annotated as WD repeat-containing protein 18. NCBI's taxonomy places the organism in Eukaryota, Metazoa, Arthropoda, Insecta, Lepidoptera, Pieridae. The transcript has a single exon. Gene Ontology annotation, cellular component: nuclear pre-replicative complex. Gene Ontology annotation, biological process: rRNA processing; DNA-templated DNA replication. The record is from RefSeq and is a predicted model, not a curated record. Gene Ontology annotation, molecular function: protein binding. The coding region runs from base 145 to 1476 and encodes 443 amino acids.
AAUAGACGAAUAAAAAUAAUUUUUAAUCUGUGCAAAUCACACGUGGUGUUUGGUUUUAUUAUUAAGCUUUUUUGUAUUUAAAUAACUAAGAGUUCCAAUUGCUUACAAAACUUGGUAGGUAAUACAUUUGAAGCCCUUGUAAAAAUGUCUAAUUUACAAGAAGUAUUAAUAACCAGUGAUUCUAAUAAUACUUUAUGGACAAUUAGCGUAUGGGACCCGCAUACUGGCACAAACUUGAUGUCAUACCGCGGUGGUGGUACAGCCGAAACUAAAACUCUAACAUUCAUUGGAAAAGACUUCAUAGCAGCUGUUGAAAAAACCAAACCUAUUCUACACAUAUGGCAAUUGAAUUCUCAGCAGACGGUGCAAGGCAUGCGAUUUAUUUUACCGGGAAAGGCUAGUGCCUUUGCAGUUUCAUCGGAUGGGUCUUUUUGCCUUGCUGGAAUAGAUGAAAAAAUAUAUUUAUGGCAAUUAUCAUCAGGAAGUCUUUUAACUAUCAUUAACCGCCAUUAUCAGAAAAUAAAUCACAUUAAGUUCAUGCCUGAUGGUCGUUUUUUUGUAUCAGCCGCUGAAGAUGGCAUGGUUAUGGUUUGGUCUUUAGUAACUGUUGCAGCAAAUUCUGAAGUUGAGUUGGUUACACAAUCAACAGCAGGACAACAUGAUCCUGUAUAUAUUUUCUCUGACCAUUCAUUACCAGUGACAGAUAUGUGUAUCAGUAAAACGGGUAUUCAUGGACGCUUAUGUACUGUAUCUAGUGACAGAACAUGUAAAAUUUAUGAUUUAACCUCUGGAGAGCUACUGUUAAACCUAGUUUUUGAUGAACCAUUGUCUUCAAUUAUCUUUGAUGUACUGGAACUUAAUAUUUUUGUUGGAUCAGUCGAAGGCAAAAUACAUCAAGUUAGUCUUACUAAUGUGCCACGAAAUAGAGAUUUAUUAGUCACUGACAUUGACAAUGCUCACAUUUUUUCAUCUCAUUCAAAAGCCAUAACCUGUCUUUCUGUGUCUUUAAAUGGAGAAACUUUAAUGUCCGGUGGAAAUGAUGAACAAAUUAUUUUAUGGCAUAUUAAAAGCAGACAGCCAGUUAGAACAUUAAGACACAAGGGGCCCAUAACUAAUGCAUUUUUUUCAACUAAUUUAGAUGCUAUUUACAAACAGGAUUUUUCUCCUAGUAUUGCACUUCACAGUUUAGAGAGAACUCUUGAAAAGGAAAGUGAAGAUGUGAAUGAAGUUGAAUUGCUUGUUAGUAAACAAAUUAACUUUUGGCCACAAAUCCAUAGUGAGGAAGUUAUUACCAAUAUUACAAUACCUAAUGAAAUUGAAUUAGACAACAAAAAAAAAAUUGAUGUGAUGCAAGAAGAAAUAGACAAACUUCAAAAAAUUAAUGCUAGUUUGUAUAAAAUUUCCAUUGAAAAAGCUUUGAAUUCAGUUCAAAAGUUUGUAAAUACUACAAAGAAAAACUCAAAAAGUAAGAAUUAAAAUAUUCCUCUA